Messenger RNA from Trichobilharzia regenti, 625 nucleotides. NCBI's taxonomy places the organism in Eukaryota, Metazoa, Platyhelminthes, Trematoda, Strigeidida, Schistosomatidae. The record is from the annotation of a GenBank genome assembly.
UUCGCGUGCUUUUUUUUCGAACGUUGUAAAGACAUGCCUAUUACGUCAAAGGUUAGCUAGGUUCAGCUUUUGAAUAUUUCAACACUAACAUAUUGGGCCUGAAAAUACAAAGAAUUGUAUUGUAUAUUAUAAGAAGGGUGCCAUUUUAAGUUUUAUGAAUCAGACGAAAAGUAAACGACCAUUGAGUCAGUUACAAAAACAUUCAUACGAAACAAAUAGGCGCCUUAGAGACAAUGUUGUCAAAGUCCAGAAGUACGAAGCACGUGAAGAGAAUUUACGAAAAAACGUAUUGGAGAGCAGACGAUGUAAAAUGAAGAAAAUGAUGGAAUAUCUAAGGAAAAGACCUGUUGAUUGUGGUGGCAAAAGGGUUUCAUCACGUUUUAACUCCACUAUAGACUACAAUGGAUCAUACUGGGAAAGUGACAACAGCUGGGCUACAGGAAAGUCGAAUUCGAAAGAAGAUGCUUCCAACCAGCUGGAGUUUGCUAUGAGUCUACUCACUCUAGGUGAAAUUCCUCGUGAAUCGGUUAAUUAUCACACGGCCUCUAAACCCCAUGACAAGAAACGAUGGAGGUGGAUUGGAUUGUGGCCAUACUAUAAUAAACAAACACUAUCAAGUGACUAG